UCUCUCUCUCUCUCUCUCUCUCUCACACACACACAUACACACACGCGCGUGCACAGGCUGAUCCGCGCGCUGCUUUAUAAACUGACCGUCGCGCGCUCCGCCAUUACAGAAACGGGGGCACGAGGAUGAGGAUGAUGGUGAGGAUGAUGAGGAUGAUGAAGACGGUGAGGAUGAACACAGUGGCGGUUUUUCUUUUCUUAUCCAUCACAACUGCACUUUUAUACCAAACACAGGCCUUUCCUACAGCAUCUGCACCCCAAGAUAAAGCAGAGUAUGACAGGCAGCUAACAGAGGAGAGACCACUACAGCAGCAGAUUGCAGAAGUGGACAGUGAGAAGUCGAAGCCCACGCAGACGUCUGAGUUGCGUCCAGACGACGAUGACAUCACACUGCUGAAGUCUCUGGCCGAGAAGUCGCGAGAGCUGAACAACGAAACGCCAAAAUCAGACUCCAGAGACAACGAUGGCGAUUCCACUAAGAACAGGAGGCUAUCAGACGACUACGACACCACCAAGAACGGCAUCGACAACAAGUACAGAGAUGAUCCAGAGAACCUGCACCAGCUGGAUGGAACUCCGCUCACGGCCGAGGACAUCGUCCAGAAAAUCGCCAACAAAAUCUAUGAAGAAGACGACCGGGGAGUGUUCGACAGAAUCGUCUCCAAACUCCUCAAACUCGGACUGAUCAGUGAAAGUCAGGCCGACACUCUAGAGGUUGAAGUUGCUGAAGCUCUGCAGGAUCUGAUCACCAAAAAUGCUAAGAACAACGAGAUCCAGGAGCUGAACGACAACAACAGGGAUGAGGAGGAUCGUCCCAUUCGUCGGUUUGAUGAUGAUGACGAUGGUGAUGAUGUUAACGAUGAUGGUGAUUUUAAUGAUGAUGAGGUUGAUGAUGAUGAUGGUGGUGAUGAGGAGCAGGAGGAGAAGAUCCGAGAUGCCGAUGGAAAGUGGGAUGGAGUGAGUGAAGGAAACGACAGGAAUGAAGUGAACCCUGAGGAUGAACUUCAGGACCUUCAGUAUUUCCCCAACUUCUACAGACUGCUUAAGAGCCUGGACUCAGAGCAAGACGCUGAAGAAAGAGAGACUCUCAUCACCAUCAUGAAGACCCUCAUUGACUUUGUUAAGAUGAUGGUGAAAUACGGCACCAUCACACCUGAGGAGGGCGUGUCCUAUCUGGAGAAUCUGGACAACAUGAUCGCUGCACAAACCAGGAACAAGCUGGGGAAAGCUCUGGGUCCCAUCAGCAGCACGCCCCCUACAGGCUACGAGGACGACAAAACGAAAGAGGAAACCGCCAAAAUGCUGAGGGAAUAUGAGAACCUGAAGGACUCAACCAAAGAGGAGCGAGCACCGGUGGAGAACGGUCACGCAGGAAAGUCAGAGUCGUAUCUGGAGGCGAUCAGGAAGAACAUCGAGUGGCUCAAAAAACACAAUAAAGAUGAGAACAAAGAAGAUUACGAUCUGUCCAAGCUGAAGGACUUCAUGGACCAGCAGGUGGACACCUACAUCGAGAAGGGAAUCCUGAAGAAGGACGAAGGUGAUGUCAUCAAGCGGAUCUACGGAAGCCUGUAGGACGCGGUGUAUUUAUUGAGUAAAUCUUUAUAGAAAUAAUUUAUUAAAUCGUUCUGAUUGAAUUAGUCUGAUGUGUUACUGUAGCUUUCUAAAUCAAACAAACAACAAAAAGCGAAAGGUUUUAUUAAAUCGUUAUAUAAAAACGCAAUACACACCAAACACAGAAGAAUUAGCAAUAGAUGAUUAGGCCUGUGAGGAUAAAAUACGCGUAAGAUACAAUAAUCUAAAGUGUAAGAUAUUUACGGUUAUCAUUUGAUCUUAAGAAGCAACUCAGACUGACUUUCGUACUUUAGCUCUCGCUCACUUUACUUUCACUUUUUGUUUAUUCUUUCAUUUCUUUCUGUGUUAAUGUUACUCUACACGUCUGAACAACGGUGGCUUGACGUUGAUCGACGUAUUGACGUAUUUUCCUGGUUAUGUAACAGAAGAAGCGAGAUGAUGUCUUCACGAUUAGAUAAAAUGCUACAAAGAUUAGCUAGCUAGUUAAACAUGCUAACGUAAGCGAUAUGCUCGUGGUACUUUUAGCUCGAGAGCUCGUCUUCGUAAGUUACAGUUUCGCAGAUUUCUACAGAAACGUUUUACUGUCACAGCUUCCAGCGAAUCCCAAUAAAUAAUAAGCCUAACUUACAUGUUACCAUAGAAACCUGUAAAAAUCUAACUUAUAAAUAAUGAACCUGUCACGUGGAGCUAAAACAACUAGAAAUGCAUCGCUAACAGAACGUAACAUAACAUUACUUACUUCGCAUAACUAACUUCGUGACUCGAAACUGAAAUUAUUUCUAAUUUUCACGUCCUGUGGAACUUUUAGGUCAGGAAGUGAAAUCUAAGCCAGAUAAACUAAUAACACUAACAUUAGCUAACACAGCUAGCCAGUUAACUAACCGCUAGUAAGCUAGACUUGUGGCUUGAUCUUGUAUUUCAUCCUCAUUGUCUUAGAUUUCUUUAAGCAGCCAGUUACCAUGACGACCAGGCUACUGUUCAUCAUGAACAUUAGCUCAGCUUGCUAGCGGGCUAGCUUUGCACACAGCCAUCACGUAAUCAUCCUCGCCGAACUCGUAGUUUUUCAGACUUCCGCAGCACGCGUAAGAGGACGAAGGCUAAGCUAGACGAGGCCACCAGGGGGUGCUGAAGUGAUGCUGUAGAGGAAGUAAAAACACGACGACGCUGAGUUUUUGUAACGAAUCAUACUCCAGGAAACACACGACUGUGUUAGCAUCUCUAUCAUCUUAUCUGUGUUUGAGUUCAAUGUUUAAUGAAGUAACUCUGAUCAUUUCCUGAGCUGUUCCUGUUCCUUCAGUUCCUCUUCUCUUACUGGUGGAAUCUGAUCUAGUCGAACAGCAUCGGGUCGUUUUCACUGUAAAUACUGAGAUUUCUUCUUUUUUCCAGAAUUGCAAAUAAAUGUUGCAUUUCUUUAA
Molecule: messenger RNA, 2986 nt
Organism: Tachysurus vachellii
Lineage: Eukaryota; Metazoa; Chordata; Actinopteri; Siluriformes; Bagridae
Gene: scg3
Product: secretogranin III
Exons: 12
Coding region: 126-1571 (481 amino acids)
Biological process (GO): protein localization to secretory granule
Cellular component (GO): secretory granule membrane
Source: RefSeq, a predicted model, not a curated record